AUUUUUUCGACUGGGAAAUUUUGGGUCCCCCACCACCGCCGAGUUUUGGACUUUGAGCCACCCAUUUAUACCUUCGGUCACACUCGAGAGCAAGUCCAGCACUCUACAUACCACAGCAGUCCUUUAAGAUGAGCGACAACGGGGCCUCCAAACCUGGCCCUACGCCGGGCGACCGAACCGUGAUUGGCAUCACUUUCGGCAACUCCAACAGCUCCAUCGCUUACACGGUCGACGACAAGGCUGAGGUCAUCGCGAACGAGGAUGGAGACCGUCAGAUUCCCACUAUUCUGUCAUACGUCGAUGGCGACGAGUACUACGGCCAGCAGGCCAAGAACUUCCUCGUCAGGAAUCCCAAGAACACAGUCGCCUAUUUCCGUGACUUUCUGGGGAAAGAAUUCAAGUUGAUAGAUCCUACCCACAACCAUGCCUCUGCCCAUCCCCAAGAAACCGACGACACCGUCUCAUUCACCAUCAAGGACAAGGAGGGCGAGGAAGCCGAGACGUCAACAUUAACCGUCUCCGAAGUUGCCACCCGUUACUUGCGCCGCCUCGUGGGUGCCGCCUCCGAGUAUCUAGGGAAGAAAGUCACGUCGGCCGUUAUCACCAUUCCCACCAACUUCAACGACAAGCAAAAAGCUGCCCUGAUCGCAGCAGCGGCGGCAGCGGACCUUGAGGUCAUGCAGCUCAUCAGUGAGCCUGUUGCUGCGGUGCUCGCUUAUGACGCGCGCCCCGAGGCUCAGAUCGAGGACAAGAUUGUUGUAGUUGCAGACCUAGGCGGCACAAGAUCCGACGUUGCCGUUGUCGCCAGCCGUGGCGGCAUGUACACCAUCCUCGCAACAGUCCACGACUACGAGUUCGCCGGCUUUGCCCUUGACAAGGUACUCAUAGACCAUUUUGCCAAGGAGUUCAUCAAGAAGCACCCAGGAGCCGGGGAUCCGCGCGAGAACCCCAGGAGCUUGGCCAAGUUGCGGCUCGAAGCCGAGUCGACCAAGAAGGCGCUGAGCUUGGGCAGCAACGCGAGCUUUAGCGUCGAGAGCUUGAUCAAUGGGCUCGAUUUUGCCAGCACUAUCAACCGCCUGCGGUACGAAACCAUUGCGAGAACCGUCUUUGAAGGGUUCAACCGACUGGUCGAGUCGGCCAUCAAGAAGGCCGGCUUGGACGUGCUCGACGUGGACGAGGUGAUCCUGUCAGGGGGCACCGCGCACACCCCUCGUAUCGCUGGAAACUUCCGCUACAUAUUCCCCCAAAGCACGAGGAUAUUGGCGCCCUCGACCGAGCCGACGGCCAUUAACCCGUCUGAGCUCCAGGCCCGUGGCGCCGCGCUCCAGGCCAGUUUGAUCCAGGAGUACGAGGCCGAGGACAUCGAGCAGUCCACGCACGCGGCCGUCACAACGGUACCGCACAUCACCAAUGCGAUCGGCGUCAUCUCGCUGUCGGAGUCCGGUGAGGAGGUUUUCGUCCCCAUCGUACCGCCCGAGACGGCCGUCCCCGCGCGCAGGACAGUCCACGUGGCCGCGCCCAAGGAUGGCGGCGACGUCCUCGUCAAGGUUGUCGAGGGCAACACGCACAUCAAGGUGACCAAGCCCGAGCCCAAGGUCAAGGAGAACGGGGACUCCAAGGCGGCCAAGGUGGAGGAUGCCGACGAGGAUGAGGCCGACGGUGACGCCAGCGAUUUUUCGGACGACGAGGACGAAGAGGAGGAGGAGAAACGGGAAAAGGUCUGGAAGAUUGGGUCCACCCUUGCCGAGGCCGCCAUCCGCGGAGUCAAGAAGGGCGGCAAGGUCGAGGUUACCAUCAAUGUCAAUGCAGACCUCUCCGUCAUUGUGACAACAAGAGAGGUUGGUGGAAAGGGCGGCGUUCGUGGGACGUUGAGUGCUUGAGGGGGAGGGAUUGGGAUGAAGCCUUAAUUCUUAGACAUGGGCGGCAUGUAGGUAUAGAAUGCGAGUGAUCUGCGGCCUGGGUAGAGAGGAUUUGGGCGGCAUCUAAAAAGGGCUGGGUAGAUACUGCAGGCAUUUAUGUAUGUCCAUGAAACGGUAGCCUCGUUGUUGUCGUUGAUCCUCUCUGGUCUAUGCUGUACCUACUUCGUGUACAUCUCGGAGCGAAUCCUACCGGCUUUCGUUGAUUUGACGGGGAAGAGCAGCAGAACGAGUCAAUCCUCGCGAAGGGAAGACGACAGCACAGGGAAGACGACAGCACAGGGAAUUUUCCAC
Molecule: messenger RNA, 2210 nt
Organism: Canariomyces notabilis
Lineage: Eukaryota; Fungi; Ascomycota; Sordariomycetes; Sordariales; Chaetomiaceae
Product: putative heat shock protein
Exons: 3
Coding region: 129-1880 (583 amino acids)
Biological process (GO): protein folding
Cellular component (GO): cytosol; nucleus
Molecular function (GO): ATP binding; ATP-dependent protein folding chaperone
Source: RefSeq, a predicted model, not a curated record